Messenger RNA from Amoebophrya sp. A25, 2448 nucleotides. The record is from the annotation of a GenBank genome assembly. NCBI's taxonomy places the organism in Eukaryota, Dinophyceae, Syndiniales, Amoebophryaceae.
UUGCAGAUUGAUGAUGCUCGCACGAGGGUUGUCAGCAUUAUGAACGGUGUUUCUCGGACCGAUGAAGUUUCUCUGACUUAUGAAAAAACACGAGAAGUCACGCCAACAAAGUGAAGUGAGGAAGGGAGGGAUAGAGAGUGAGGUCUCCGGGCAGAGACACUUGAGAGCACUAGAAGAGCAGAAGGAGUCGAAUGAUCGUCUUAUUGCUUCUAAGAAUCUUGCUGCGUAGUUGUUCAAACUUCGAAUGUUGUUGCUGUUUCGAAAGCUCGAGCUCGGGGGAAGAGAGACGCACUGUUUUGCAAAAGGUAUCCUCGAACAAGAAUGCCUAUGAUCUCUACUUGCCCGAAUAAGUAGGUGUCGAUAAAAGUCGUGUCGAGAGGCAGAGCAGACUCAUUCAACAUUUUGGAAAAAAAUAGCCUUUGAUUGAGUGUUUCCUGAAAGUGUCUCUAACUAUGAUAUAGAUAAAGAUAAUGAUUUUAUGUAAGAAUUGACCAAAAGGACAAUAGUUAAUCAUUGCUACACACGAAAUAAGAAGAUGCCGCUCCUAGCAUUUCUUACGCUAGAAGCUGUAUUCUGGUCGUUAGUAUCGGGGCGAAAGAGUGGCCGUCUCUUGCGGACAGAAGUUGUCGAUGGGGAAGGAGAAGUGCGGGAAGUCAGCGUCUGGCCUGAGGACGACGAAGACCCAGAGGGUGCGCUGCUCGAGGCUGAGCGAGCGGCUUUCGCGGCCGCAAACGGCAUCGAGCUACAAUCCACCUGGAGUAGUACAUCGCCACCUUCAAGCACGCAACGGGACAGUGUAGUCAAGGAGAAUAAUGGUGAAAGUGCUGAUCAUUUUUCAGGAGGAAAUGUAGGUGGUCCUGAAGGAGGGCAAGAAGAUGAUUCUGGCGCAAUCCAGGAUAAGCUGCAGGAGAGAAUGAGCAGAGGCAUGACUGAUCAGCGCCGUGUUGAGGCUGUUUCACGCCCAGAAGUGGCACGAGAUGAUCGUUCGGCAGAGGAGCGAGACGCGGUCGUGCGACUAGAGCAGUCCACUGACCCUCAGGUGGUCGUUCCGAAAGAUGACAAUGAACAUCGUUACAUCGAAGAGGCAAUAGGGAUAGAGAAAAGUGUUGACGUGGUGUCUGGUAAGCACGACAAGGAGCAUCGAAAAGCGGGUUCUCAAGUUGUGACCGACGAUAGGAUAGACGACAUUUUUGAUGGUGCUGCUGUUGCACGACAAGAAGCGGGACGAGUGAUUUCUUCAUCGUCGUACAAAUCUCAAGAACGACAACAAGAUUAUCUAGUUCGUGAACAGAGUAUCCGGCCAGUUGUCACGCCUUCGUCUCCUACUACUAGCGAAAGUAGUAGCAUACCGACGUCGACGAAUUUAUACGAUGAUCACAUUCACAUCGUAUCUGAGACUGUUGAGAGCGAAUCAUUUUUGCUAUCACAAUCUACGUGGCUGCAGUGGGUCGGAUUCGGGUUUUCAGCGACGGGCGGUGCUUUUGGAUUCGCAGCUGCGUUGCUACUUGCCGUGGCCGUUGGUGGAAUGUACUGUCUUCGAGUACUAUUUCCCCAUGUCCGGAGUGCGGCAGGGAACAAGAUUAAGGCUAUAAUGUGCACAUUCAUUUGUUUUCAGACAUGUUUAAACAGCUUCUUGUAAUUUCUGUUGGUGAUUGAGCUAUGUUUCAUCUAUGAUCAAAAGGCUUAAAAGGCGUUAUUUAGGUAGAAAAACUCUCAUCAAAGCAAGAGCUAAGGCACGUUGCAGACUUGAGUACUCAGAUUAGAUCAAGUAGUAGAGCACUGAAAGUGAGGACAAUUAUUGAGUAGAAGAACUACCUACAACCCAUGUCUAAGAAUAGCAGCAAAGGCGCAGCGGCUUCGGAGUGUGACGAGAAGAAGCAUGCGAGAUCGGGGGAAGGAAAAAUGUCGUCGUUUUCGUCUGGGUCGAAGGACAUGGCGUCGAAGAGCGGCGUCAAAGCUGAGCGUGCAAGCGGGGGAAGCAACGACCAUUGUUCUGAUCGCAGUGGCGCGGGACUAAUCACCGCCGACACGAGUACUUCAACGGCAGACAUCUCGAGCAUUCUAGCUACAUCGACAUCUUGCAUAGAAGAGCCCUAUGACAUGGCCUUCAGCGGUCUGAACAGUCACCUGCUUUCGCUCGAUGAUAUAGAAGACACAGAGGAAGAUAUUUCGAAGGAGCUCGAUUGCAUGGCAGAGAAAAAAUAAAAUUAUUAUCUUGAGCUUUAUGUUGAAGUAAAUCAAUGACGGUCAACACGAUCCUCGAUCCUUCAAUAUUUUUAGAAAAUGUAUGCUGAGUUGCAUUCUAUUCCCCUGGACAUUCACCCAUUCCUAGAAGAAGAACAAGAAGAAGAAGACAAGAAUUCCUAGAUGUCCUUGCAGUUGAAAAUGCUUCGUAGGAGGAGAUAGUGAAGCUUGGAGUUGGAACCGACGAGUGGGAGUGUCGUGAGA